Messenger RNA from Andrographis paniculata, 1441 nucleotides. Its product is annotated as metacaspase-1. Gene Ontology annotation, molecular function: cysteine-type endopeptidase activity. Gene Ontology annotation, biological process: proteolysis. The transcript has 5 exons. NCBI's taxonomy places the organism in Eukaryota, Viridiplantae, Streptophyta, Magnoliopsida, Lamiales, Acanthaceae. The record is from RefSeq and is a predicted model, not a curated record. The coding region runs from base 112 to 1233 and encodes 373 amino acids.
AUCGUAUUAGUCAUUAACUUCAUUUCCUUAUCGUCUAAUUGAUGCAAUAGACUUUGUCUUCGCAUUUAAAUCUCCGUCGAUUCGCAAUCGAUCCGUCCGAUCGCCGGUGAAAUGUUGAUGCUAGUAAACUGCUCCAACUGCCGGACGCCUCUCCAGCUGCCGCCCGGCGCCACCUCCAUCCGCUGCGCUAUUUGCCAGGCGGUUACGCGAGUAGCGGAUCCCCGACACGGACCGCCGCCGCCUGCCCCUGCGCCACAGCCCUACCAGCCAUCUAGUUCGUCCUCCGCCAACGGAUAUUACCCUCCGCAGCAGCAGCCUCCUUCGCCGUACAAUCACGCGCCUCCAGGACCUCCGCCAUCGCCACACGGGCGGAAGAAGGCGGUGAUUGUGGGGAUCUCGUAUAGGUACUCGAGGCAUGAGCUGAAAGGAUGCAUUAAUGAUGCAAAGUGUAUGAAGUAUAUGCUAAUCAAUCGGUUUAAGUUCCCCGAGUCUUCAAUUCUCAUGCUCACUGAAGAAGAAACUGAUCCAUACAGAAUCCCAACCAAGCAGAACAUUAGGAUGGCUAUGUUUUGGCUUUUGCAAGGCUGCCAGCCAGGCGACUCGCUGCUUUUUCACUAUUCCGGACACGGUUCACAGCAGAGGAGCUACUCAGGAGAUGAAGUUGAUGGAUAUGAUGAGACAAUAUGUCCUCUAGAUUUUGAGACACAGGGAAUGAUUGUCGAUGAUGAAAUUAACGGAACACUAGUCAGGCCUCUUCCCAGGGGAGUCAAGCUUCACGCCCUUGUAGAUGCCUGCCACAGUGGCACAGUGCUUGAUUUGCCAUAUCUUUGCAGAAUGGACAGAACUGGGCGAUAUAUAUGGGAGGAUCAUCGUCCUCGAUCCGGGGCAUGGAAAGGCACAAAUGGGGGAGAGGCGAUAUCCUUCAGUGGCUGUGACGAUCAUCAAACUUCUGCUGAUACAGCUGCUCUGUCCCAGGUUACUUCAACAGGUGCCAUGACCUAUGCUUUCAUUCAAGCAAUAGAAAGAGGACAAGGAACAACCUACGGAAGUGUUCUGAAUGCAAUGAGGUCUACCAUCCGCAGGACUGAUGCAGACAUCGGAGGGGGCGCCGUGACCACACUUAUCACCAUGCUUUUGACGGGUGGUAGCACUUCCGGUGCUGGUCUGAAACAGGAACCACAGCUUACAUCCAAUGAAAUAUUUGAUGUCUAUACAAAGCCGUUUUCACUGUGAGUUGCGUGCCGUCAGAGUACGAAAAAUUCAAACUACUUUGGCCUUGUUUCUUUUUUCGUAGUUUUAGUCUUUCGUUGAAGCUUGUUUAGUUUUUAUGCUUAUAAAGUCUUGACAUGUCUGUGUAUUUAUUAUCUAUCGCGUCGUCGUACGUAUUCAGUUGGUUUGCCUAUGAACGGAAAUAUGGAAUAGAAAGCGUGCUAUUCUUCUA